Messenger RNA from Fragaria vesca subsp. vesca, 1729 nucleotides. RefSeq names its product cystathionine beta-lyase, chloroplastic-like. Gene Ontology annotation, cellular component: cytoplasm. The record is from RefSeq and is a predicted model, not a curated record. Gene Ontology annotation, biological process: transsulfuration; 'de novo' L-methionine biosynthetic process. Gene Ontology annotation, molecular function: pyridoxal phosphate binding. The transcript is spliced from 15 exons. Bases 192 to 1607 code for a protein of 471 amino acids. Lineage: Eukaryota; Viridiplantae; Streptophyta; Magnoliopsida; Rosales; Rosaceae.
GAGAGAAGAGAUUGAGACCAAGGCCAAAUACACAUUCUACCGAUAGUGCUGCGGCCUCAUCUCCCUUUUCAUCGCGGCCUCGGUAAAGAUCAAAUCUCCCUUUUCAUCGGUGUCAAAGGAGUUGUGCAGACGAAUCACUGUGCCAAUUACCUUCGCUUUUUCAGGGCCUUUUCACUUGAACAACCUUACCCAUGACCGCCGCUUCGCCUUCUUCUCUCUCUUUUGGGCUUUUCUCUCUCUCCAUUGAUCUCAAAGGCGACGUCGGUUUAACGCCUGGCAAGUUAAGUUUUGGGAGUCCCAAGGUGCGUUUCGGGCUCAAGAAGACAACACUUGAAACAAUAACAUUUAAAGUGAAUUGUUCGAUAGAGAAAGAGAUGGAUUUGAGCACUUCACCUUUGGCCGAGUGCUUAAAUGAGAUGGAGCUCAAAGAGCCAAGUAUGUCAACGGUGCUGAUGAAUUUCGACAACAAGUUUGAUCCUUACCAUGCAAUGAACACCCCACUUUACCAAACAGCUACUUUUAAGCAGCCUUCCGCUACAGAAAAUGGUCCUUAUGAUUAUACUAGAAGCGGGAAUCCUACAAGAGAUGCGUUAGAAAGCAUUUUGGCAAGGCUUGAUAAAGCAGAUAGAGCACUUUGUUUUACUAGUGGAAUGGCUGCUUUGGCUGCUGUUGCUCAUCUUGUAGGAACAGGAGAGGAGAUUGUUGCUGGAGAUGACCUGUAUGGGGGUACUGACCGAUUGUUAUCCCAAGUUAUUCCAAAAACUGGAAUUGUGGUGAAACGAGUCAACACAAGUGAUUUAGAUGAGGUUGCAUCUGCUAUUGGCCCCUGGACGAAGCUUGUGUGGCUGGAGAGUCCCACCAAUCCUCGGCAAAUAGUUUCUGAUAUUCGGAAAAUAGCAGAGAUGGCUCAUGCACAUGAUGCUAUAUUGCUGGUGGAUAACAGUAUAAUGUCCCCUGUAUUGUCACAGCCACUGGAUCUAGGAGCAGACAUCGUUAUGCACUCGGCUACAAAGUUUAUUGCUGGACAUAGUGAUGUCAUGGCAGGUGUUCUGGCUAUUAGAGGAGAAAGAUUGGCAGAACAGUUGUAUUUCUUACAAAAUGCAGAAGGCUCUGGGUUAGCUCCAUUUGACUGUUGGAUUUGUUUACGAGGAGUUAAAACAAUGGCCUUACGUGUUGAAAAGCAACAGGACAAUGCUCAAAAGAUUGCAGAGUUUCUCGCUUCCCAUCCACGAGUUAAGAAAGUUAACUAUGCAGGGAUUCCUGAUCAUCCUGGCCGUGCCUUGCAUUAUUCUCAGGCAAAGGGUGCAGGAUCUGUAUUGAGCUUUCUGACAGGUUCACUGGCAUUAUCAAAGCAUAUUGUUGAGACCACCAAAUACUUCAGUGUAACUGUCAGUUUUGGCAGCGUGAAGUCCCUCAUAAGUCUCCCUUGCUUCAUGUCACAUGCAAGCAUACCAUCUGCCGUGCGUGAUUCCAGAGGUCUAACUGAAGAUCUUGUUCGUAUUUCUGUGGGGAUUGAGGAUGUGAAUGAUCUCAUUGCUGAUUUGGACCAUGCCCUUCAAACUGGCCCUCUUACUCAAACAAAUUCAUCUAUUUUUGACGGGUUUUGAUAGAGUUUCAAUAUUCUCAUUCGUAAUGCUACAGAGAUAUAAUUUCUCUAUGCCUGAUGACUGAUAAUGAAGUACAAGUGUACAGUACUACAAUUCAAAAGAUUACAGACAUUGCUGUCUAA